GAAGCUGAAGUGAACCAACACCAGUUUCAGAGUCAUUGGGAACUGAAAUCUGAGGCGAGUCUGAUCAGAUGAAAAACGGAGAUGACCACGGCGAGUCAUCGUACCCAAAUGCCGACCAGACUGAAAACCAGAAGAACAAGACAGCAAUGGGAUCGGAGGCUCUAGCAAAGGGACUGUCUUCGACUCUCGUCACCAUCAUUAAGGACUUCGACUCCAAAGCUCAGCAGACCUUCAGUAGCCAACACCAGCUCUCUGAAGCCCUCGAUCGCCUCACCCGCGAGCUGGAUAAGCUGUUGGAAGAUGCGCCGAUGCCGUUCAUAAUGCAACACGCGGCGAAGAUAACGGCGGUUAGGAAGAGGGUUUUGUCUCUCAACUCGGUUUUGAAGAAUGUUCAACGCCGUCUUGAUAAUAUAGACCGCUUGUUAACUUUGGGAGUUCCGCAUCAAACUCAACAUGAUAAGAGUCCUAAGACAAGCACCAUACAUUCAGGGCUGCAGUAACACAGCUGUGUAUUGGAGUCAAUCUCCAAGACUGAUUAGCACGGUAUCAGGACUGCAAGGGACAGCCUUAUAGAUUUUGCCUGUUUGGCUCUGUCAAUCAACUAAUUGAAGAAUUUUUCCAUCAUUUGGGCCUAAGCUCACGAGCAGAUUUAAAAGCCACAAGUAUGCUCCAUCAUCCGACACAGAUGUUAUCUGAAAGUCAGAAUUGCUCAGUAGUAAUGGAGAAUGUGUGGAAUAUCUGGUGUAGCUAUGGACAUGAGUGGAACAUUUGGGGUUCCGAAUGGUUAAAUGGUGGCAAUGGAAGCUUGCUAAAGUUGGCACUGCCCCCUUCUUGUUUGAGAGAUGAGAUGAGAUGAGAUGAGAGUCAGUUUGCUCAACUUUCAGAAGGGGGAAUCCUAGUUAGCAUCAUUUGUAUUUGAUGAAUUCAAUAUAUACACUUUUGUUUCGCUAGAGAGCAACAAAUAGUUUUCUUAUUGCAAAAAUUUUGGGGUAUAAUCUGUGUGAAAUGUUCAUGCUGUCUUUUCAUCAACACCUCUAUGAAUUUUAGCAAGUAAUCUAAACCUUGCACCAUUGUGGUGGUUUCGAUGCUCAUCUUAUGCAACUGUGAUUAACUUGUUUAA
Molecule: messenger RNA, 1120 nt
Organism: Argentina anserina (silverweed cinquefoil)
Lineage: Eukaryota; Viridiplantae; Streptophyta; Magnoliopsida; Rosales; Rosaceae
Exons: 4
Coding region: 69-500 (143 amino acids)
Biological process (GO): endosome to lysosome transport; intracellular protein transport; synaptic vesicle exocytosis
Cellular component (GO): BORC complex; synaptic vesicle; BLOC-1 complex
Molecular function (GO): SNARE binding
Source: RefSeq, a predicted model, not a curated record